CCUUCUUCCCGUCUUCCUCCCCUUCUCUUCUCAUCUUGGAAGAAGACGAGCAAAAAGAACAGAUAUUCUUCUUCUUUUUUAUUCUCGAGAAUAAAACUGAGUAGAUGAGAAGCUAGUAGGGAGGCAAGGAGGAGGAGAAGAUGCAAACCGAGAAAGCAUAAUAGAACCACACAAAGCUAGAGCAAGAUUAGUAGAUUACUCGCUCUGCAAUCCUGCUGCAUUUGCUUGUGCCUAUCAGUGUGGUUCUUGGGUGCUACAGAAUGUCGCCAAGAUUCGACUUUGCUGCAUCCAUGCUCCUCUGCUCAGAGGACAGCACCACCAUUUUCGACCUGGAGGAGGAGGAGGAGAGCAAGGAGAUUUCGUGGGUUCUUGGUUCGCCGUCGCGGCAUGUCGACGCUUCUUCAGGCUCCUUGUUGAUUGACUUUCCCCUGCAGUCGGAGAGCUUCAUUGAGGAGCUCCUGGGGAGGGAGGAGAAGCACCUGCCCAUGGAGGGCUACGCCCAGCGGCUGCUGCAGCAGCCUGGCGGCUCGGAUUUGGUGGCCGUGAGGAACGCUGCCAUUGACUGGAUUUGGAAGGUCCAUGAUCAUUACAAGUUAGGACCUUUGACGGCGGUCUUGUCUGUGAACUACCUGGACCGGUUCCUCUCUUUGUGCGAUUUUGCUCUAGAGGGAGCUUGGAUCACACAACUCUUAGCAGUGGCUUGCUUGUCCUUGGCUGCAAAAAUGGAAGAAACAAUUGUCCUAAAUCCCUUAGACUUGCAGGUGGUUGAUGCGGAGUAUGUGUUUGAUCCUCCGACCGUGCAUAGAAUGGAGCAUGCGGUGCUCAACACCCUGAGUUGGAGGAUGCAAGCUGUGACUGCUUGCUCAUUUGUUGACUACUAUCUUCACAAAUUCAGCGAUGGUGAUGCAGUAUCCGAAAUCACACUUGCUCGCUCAAUUGAACUUAUCUUGAGUGCAUCUAAAGCUGCUGAAUUAAUGGUUUUCAGACCGUCAGAGAUUGCUGCAAGUGUGGCUCUUGUGGCAUUGGGGAAACACGACAGUUCAGUACUUGAGAGCGUGGCAACUAGUUGGAGACAAUUAAUAAAGGAGAGAGUAUUAGGAUGCUGUGAAGUGAUUCAAGAAAAGAUUGUUAUGGGGAACAUUAUUCUGAAGUCAAUUGGCUCUUCAGUUUUCACCGAGCAGCAUAGACCCAUAGGCGUGCUGGAUGUAGCUGCAUGCGAGAGCCAACAAAGUGAGGGCAUAAGUUCAGGAGUUCCUAUAAUAAACAAUGAGGGUCCAUCAGCAAGCAAAAGAAGGAGGAUUUGCACAUGAUUGGUCUCAUCAUCAGGUGCUUCGCUUUCCAACUUUUGCUUCAAGCAUGCCAAUCUAAUUCGGCCACUCAGAAGAGUUUUGGUAUGUCAAGCUGUUUUGAGAAUUAAAAGAAGCAAGGGAAAAUAUGGACCCAGUUUGGCCCCCCAAAAUGGCAAAAGCCAAUUGACUUGCAGCAUGGUUUGAUGUUUUUCCCAGUUUACAAGAGUCUUGGGCGUGCAAAGCCAUUUGACGAUCCGGUGACAGUGUUGGUUAUUGUCUGAUUGGUUUAGGUAGAUAGUGGUGCUGUAGAGAUGAGGGUUCUUUUGUUGGAUUUUGUAUUCAUGCUCCCUUGUUUGCUUUUGUGAGAACUUGGAGGGAUGCUUUGAUGUGGGUAAUGGAAAUACAAGGAAGAAAAUAUAAACAAACUGGAAGAAGAAAAGUUUGCAUUGGUUUCCUUGAGAAA
Molecule: messenger RNA, 1752 nt
Organism: Setaria italica (foxtail millet)
Lineage: Eukaryota; Viridiplantae; Streptophyta; Magnoliopsida; Poales; Poaceae
Product: cyclin-D3-1
Exons: 6
Coding region: 261-1310 (349 amino acids)
Biological process (GO): mitotic cell cycle phase transition; regulation of cyclin-dependent protein serine/threonine kinase activity
Cellular component (GO): cytoplasm; cyclin-dependent protein kinase holoenzyme complex; nucleus
Molecular function (GO): cyclin-dependent protein serine/threonine kinase regulator activity
Source: RefSeq, a predicted model, not a curated record